Molecule: messenger RNA, 1546 nt
Organism: Artibeus jamaicensis (Jamaican fruit-eating bat)
Lineage: Eukaryota; Metazoa; Chordata; Mammalia; Chiroptera; Phyllostomidae
Gene: MYCBP
Product: MYC binding protein
Exons: 5
Coding region: 4-384 (126 amino acids)
Biological process (GO): regulation of DNA-templated transcription
Cellular component (GO): nucleus
Molecular function (GO): transcription coactivator activity
Source: RefSeq, a predicted model, not a curated record
CGCAUGUGCAGUGCUUCCCAGAGCCCGCCAGCCCCGGUCUCCGGCGCCAGCUACGCCGCUGCCGCUGUCACUAUGGCCCAUUACAAAGCCGCCGACUCGAAGCGCGAGCAGUUUCGGAGAUACUUGGAGAAGUCAGGAGUGCUGGACACACUGACCAAGGUAUUGGUAGCCUUAUAUGAAGAACCAGAGAAACCUAAUAGUGCUUUGGAUUUUUUAAAGCAUCACUUAGGAGCUGCUACCCCAGAAAAUCCAGAAAUAGAGCUGCUUCGCCUAGAAUUGGCAGAAAUGAAAGAAAAAUAUGAAGCUAUUGUAGAAGAAAAUAAAAAACUGAAAACAAAGCUUGCUCAGUAUGAACCACCUCAGGAGGAGAAGCGUGCUGAAUAGGAUUCCUCUCAGUUGAAAAGACACUGAAAAAUGGUUUUGUAAGACUUGAAUAGUUUGUAUAGUAUAUAAUCUUUUCUGAACAGAUGCUAUAGAACUCUUUUAAUAUGUUAAAUUCACCUAUUACACUUUAACUGUUAUACACACAUAUUCUUAGAAUCACCAAUAAAAACUCAAUAUAACUUUCUUUGGGUCUUAAAAGCAGGAGAAUCCAAAGUGAAUCCUGAAAAAAAUCUAAACACAGCCAUCUACUUCAUUUCCUUAAAAGACAUUCUCUUUACUAGUCUGACUAGGAAUGGUGGUACAGGUUGUAUUUGAGCCAAGGAAGGUUAGCUUUUCCUUGGUUUAGUUCAGGAUACGAGUACAGGUAUAGUCAUUCUUUAAAAUGAAGAUGACACUGUUUGUAUUCUGUAGGCAGCUGGAGAGAUCUGUGUGACAUGAGAUGCUUUUGCAUGGGUUCCCAUGAAUCUUUUGCUCAUUUAUAUAAUGCAGAACAAAUAACUCUUCUUUGCCACCACUUUGCCUUAGGUAACCGUGGGUGUGCCACUUUGACACCAGGUUUUCCUUCUAUGCAAUCAUGCCCUGUUUGACAAUGCUGCCUUGCUCGCUCUGUGCUUCAAUGAGUCCUACUUGCACACUGGCCUUUCUGUGUUGAUUUUCAAUUUGCUAUAAUAGCAGUUACCCUUAUUGUAAUUUAUAUAACUUUAAACAGGAUCACACUGUUCCCCUACCUUAGUUGUUCAGCUGAGCACAGAACAGAGGCAAUGUAAAACUCUGGGUUCACGCACAAGCUGCGAUGAGAAGGGGAAUGAGCCAUAUAUAUCAUGGAAAAUUAUAGUCUGUGGGUAUAAUUAUAUAGUGCUUUUUUCUCUCAAAUUAUUUUUCUAGCUGUGAAUUCAUUUUAUCUUCAUUACCCCUGUGAAGUAGGUAGGGCAAGUACAAGGGGAGGUUGGGUGCUGAAUUUUUAGGUCAAAGACUGAUACUAAUACAAAUUAUUUACUACCUGCAGAACCUUGGGCACAUCACUUAAAUGCUCUGAGAUUCACUUUCUUCAUCUGUUAAAUGAGAAUAACAAUAUCUGUGCUGCCUACCUCACAGGGUUGUUGUGAGGGUCAAAUGGAAUGUAUGUGAAAGAUUUGUAAAUGGUAAAGCACUAUAUUUCUUG